AAUGGCUCACUGGAAGCGCGCCUUUUUAAUGCAUUUCGUUCGGCUUGCUCUUUGGCAAGAUAAUUUGAAAUAGGUCUUGUUUGUUUUUUUGCCUGAAACCAACCUAAACAUGGUCCGUAGCCCUGCGAAGUCGAAAGAGAGCAAAUGGUCCUACUUAAGGACAAGACCACGGCUGUACAACAAGCCUACUCACCGUUCUUUCAAAGUUAUUUGGGAAGACAGUUCGCCGGAUGUGCUUGGAAAGCCUCAAAGUUCACCAUGCGAUGCAGUUCCUCCGUCAUACUCCACAUCAUCUGGCAGCAAGGAGGCUGCUCAACACACACCGAAAGUGAUGAGAAGUGGAUAUGAGAGCGAGCUAGAUGAAGACCCAAUCCCACCAUCCGUACGAAAACUGCUCCUUGUGCCAUCAUCUGGGAAGGCUUUAUCUGCUGAGCCGUUGCCUAACUUGCCACCUAGCAAGCCCUCUGAACUCUUGAAGGAUCUGUGCUUUGACAGUGAACACUCACUUAUAAGCGAAUGUUCAAGAGAGGCUUUGCUAGUAAAGAGGCCAUUGCUAAAUAUAACUUCAGAGCCUCAAGCACAAGGGAGUAAACAUUUGCCAAUGAAGGAAAUGUCAAGAUCUUUUGGAAAGGAGCAAUCAAGAAAACUAGACUUUGAAGCAGGCACAAAUGGUGCAGCUGUACCAACUUCUCAGAGGCAAUAUCGAACAGUUUCUAUGAAUGGGAGUGUGAAUGCUCAUGGUACAGAAAAAAGAUCUGCUUCGAAAGAAUCGAAGAAUAGACAUUCCAGGAUACAUCACGUGGAAGUUCCAAAAAGUAGCCCACCUGGGAAUGAACAAGUUGCAUUAGCUGAAAAGAGGAUGCCAGAUGUUACGUACAUGCCACACAGUUGCACCACACCUGUUGCUCAGAAUAUCCAGAGCAAAGAAGGAACACAGUAUACCUCUGAAUCGGAAAGUACAAAACGCAGCUCAUUUAGAAAUCGGCAAGGUGUGCCAGCCAAAAAGUGCAUGUCAGAUGCUUCACCAUUUGUGCCACGAGCUCACAGUACACCUCUACCUUCAAUGAAACAUAUUAUUUCUAUUGGAUCUUCUAGUAAUCCAAUGGAGCUUAGGUCUUGGUUAGCAAGAUGGAGAACUGCACCACAACUGGAAACGUCACCGGUUUCUUCGGCCACCAAAAAUGCACCGAUGAGUUGCAUUUCCCAAAGCACCGCAGCUGAAAGUAAGCAGCACAGUACAGCUUCUUUGCAUUCAUCCACAAAAAUGACGCAAGUUAAAACAUGUCAAGAUAUCAACACUGCCGGAACUGACAAAAACGGUGAAUCCUCUCCUGGAAAGGCCUACGAGGUUGCUUUGGUAGAGCAGCAUGAUGUUUCUUUUCCAGCGCAUCGAAAGGCUGAUGGUGCAAAGCAGUCAUCUUUGUCAAAGCAUAAUCAAAGCCAAGCCCCUGCUGAAGAUAAGCAAGCCAGUAAAAGAAGCCCUAAACAGCUACAUGUGUCGUUUGAUGAUCAAAGAAAAUAUCUGGAGCACACAUUCAUCAACAGUGAAGUACAGAGUGAAGAGGGGUCUCCAGUCAUACCUAAGCUUCAGGAACGUGGACUAACGAGAAAAGGCAAAAGGGAUGCACAGUGGGGAACAGAGUCACCAGUCAUACCCAAGCUCCAGGAAGGUGCUCAAGCAAAGAAGCCCAAAAUGGACACACGUGAUCUGCAACUGUCUCCAGCCGUACCCACGGUUCAAAGACGUGCUCAUAGGAAAAAGCACAAAAGACGCAAGGCUUGGGUUCAAGUUCAGCUCUAUGACCAGCCUAGUGGACUGCGUACAAAAGCUGAUGUGACCAUGUAUGACAUCUACCUUUCACUUGCACUUGAAAUAAUUGAAGAGAACAGACAGCAGUGUCAGUCGGAGAAAGAAAAAAGGGUUAUGGCGCGGUUUUACGAAGAAGUUGCCAAGGAUGCCACCAAAAUUAUCGAUGAACUCCAAGUAUAUACCAAUGAGCUCUCUGAACUGAAACAGGAAAUGUCGAAGAUGACAGAUUUGACAAAAAAACUGGAUAGGAUUAGUCAUGGACUGGGAAAGUACGUUCAGGAAAACAACAUCAAAAAUGUGGACCCCUAUCAGUUUUAUUUUGAAGACGAGGAAGAUGAUGAUGUGUAAUCUUCAUAGAAGUGCUGAUGAAUUAGGUUUAUUUUUAUUUGAAACAGAAAGUGACUGCAUGGAACUAUUUUAGUAUUUUAAACAUUUUAAUAUGUGGAGUUUCUGCAGAAUUAUUUUUACUAAUUUUGUGCGAAACGAAGCAGCAUUGUGCAAAGUUCUUUUACACAGUAAACUUUGAUGUACAUAAUGUGCUUGCCCACGCCUUUCUUGCUACCAUAGGUCAGAAAAAAAUGCGGAGCUCACUCAGACUCACUCAUGAAAUAUAUUUUCCCUUAGGGCUCACUCGGACUAAGACUCGCCAAAAUUUUCCUCAAGUGGACUCAGUUGGAUUCAGGCUCACUAAAAUUUUUUUCAACCGAACUCACUUAAACUCAAACUCGCCAACAUACACUCAAACCUCAUUAUAACAAAUUCGCAUAUGCCACGAAAAUAACUUCGUUAUAUCUGAAAAUUCGUUAUAAACGUUUAUUUGUAACACUGUAGCUAUGACAAGACAGUACUUCACUUACUUGUUAUAACCGAUAAUUCGUUAUAUCCGUGUUCGUUAUAACGAGGUUUGAGUGUAUUCACAGCCGGACUCACUCAGACUCACAGCUCGAUCUGAGUCUGAGUGAGUUGGCUCAUGAGUCCAUAAGCGUAUAGUUAGCUAUUUCGACCAUGGUGUCAAUGCUCUUUAACAGCAACAUCUUGCAUAAUCGGUGCUCUACUUGGCACCUUUUGAUAUCGUACAUUUAAUAUGAUUUAUCAGUAGCUGCAAUGCAGUAAGAACAUUUUUAUUAAAAGUGAUGACUCGCAAGAUAUUUUUAUCAAGAACUUCCCGUGAAAGAGAUUAGGGGGAAGGUCAAGGCACCUCGUCCGCCCAUAACUCGUGCCUCUAAUCAAUAAAUAUUGAGCUGGGGUAUGAACGCUAGUGCGUUGAAGUAUGUGUGGGUAGAUGCGAGUAUAAGCGCGAGGCUGACAUAAGGCUGAUAGUAACGCUAAUGCUGAGUAGUUAGCAUCAUAGGUCAGCACAAAAAUAGGGAGCUCACUCAAAAAAUAUAUAUUGCACUCAGGGCUCACUCGGACUCAGACUCACCAAAGGUUUCUUCAACUGGACUCACUCGGACUCAGCCUCACUAAAAUUUAUCUCAGCCGGACUCACUCACUCAUGGCUCAAUCUGGGUCUGAGUGAGUUUACCGACCUAUGCUUGCUACUGUGUUAAAGCAGUUAAAUACUGGUAUCCGACCCAAUUACAAUUCAGUGCAACAGCAGUGCUUCAAACAAUCCUGUGACUGCAGAAAGCGCAAAUUUGAAAUCUUGCUUACAUCAUGCGCAAGCCUCUUGUGCCACAAUUGACGCACUUGUGUAAUUCCACACCUGUACAGGUGUUUUCACAAUAUUAUUUUAACCCCCAAUGGCCAAGGAGAAUGGUAAACAAUAUUUGGUACUAGUUGCCAUGAGAACCUGAUGAACACCAAGUACCAACAUUUACCUCCUAAAUUUAACUUUUUCUUUACAUUCAAAAUUAACUAAAUGCUUAAAAAGUGCACAUAUUCGAUGAUUUUUUGCCAUGGUUUGCACUUGAAAAUGAAAAAAAAAAAGAA
Rhipicephalus sanguineus (brown dog tick) is the source of this 3742-nucleotide messenger RNA. RefSeq lists its product as uncharacterized. The coding region runs from base 110 to 2158 and encodes 682 amino acids. The record is from RefSeq and is a predicted model, not a curated record. The transcript has 9 exons. Lineage: Eukaryota; Metazoa; Arthropoda; Arachnida; Ixodida; Ixodidae.